AAUUCCUAAAAAAAUUAAGUAUUACAAGCACCAAUUAUAUCAUUCACGUUUUCUCUCACAAUCACAAUUUCUUUUUGGAGUCUUUAUAGCCACAUGGCUAGAGGACCUUUCUGCAAUGAUGCUAAUCUUGACACCAGCGGCGGCGGAGGAGGUGGCGGCGGCGGUGGUUACACUAAGCUAAGCAGAAGAGAAUUUACUUCUUCUUCUUCAUCACCACCACCACCAUCAAAUUUGAGGUGUAUUUAUAUGAAGCCAAUAACAGAAGAUGUAUUUUUUGGUAAGGAUGAUGGGAGAGAUAUGAAAGAAAUUACAGGCGAGGAUUAUAUAUUGGAGUGUUACAGAAGGGAAAAAGCAUUGAAGAGUUUCAAGAAAAAGAAAAAGAGUAGGUUUUGUUUUGCAAGUUGUUUUGAUUUCUUGAAAGUUUUAUUUUCUACUAAAUUCUAGUUUGUAUAUAUGAAUUUAAUUUUCUUGGAAAAUUUAGCUGCUACUAAGUCAAGUUUAGGCUAGUUUAUGCAAAAUAUGUAAAUCUGUGAUAAACUGAAUUAAAAUCAGUUUUGAGUUUAUGUGUUUGACAUGGAAAUUUGAGAAUUGCAUAUAAAAUAAGAAGAAGAAUAUAAUCCUGUAGUUACCAGCUUGAUUCGUCAAGAAUUUAUAUUGUUGAUAUAAUUUUUAUGUAAUGAUUCAACUUUA
This is a messenger RNA of Mercurialis annua (annual mercury), 690 nucleotides long. RefSeq lists its product as uncharacterized. The record is from RefSeq and is a predicted model, not a curated record. The transcript has a single exon. Bases 94 to 444 code for a protein of 116 amino acids. Lineage: Eukaryota; Viridiplantae; Streptophyta; Magnoliopsida; Malpighiales; Euphorbiaceae.